Molecule: messenger RNA, 1848 nt
Organism: Quercus lobata
Lineage: Eukaryota; Viridiplantae; Streptophyta; Magnoliopsida; Fagales; Fagaceae
Product: hydroxyproline-rich glycoprotein family protein
Exons: 4
Coding region: 110-1507 (465 amino acids)
Source: RefSeq, a predicted model, not a curated record
GUUUUACUGUUACAUCGUAGUCGAAGGUUUUAGAUAGUUUUAACGUUUGUUUGUUUCCUUGUUGUUUCUUUUUCAGAAGUGGAAGCACCCACUGAUCAUUUUUUGAGAAAUGAGACGAAGAACACUCGCUAAUUUCUCUAAUGCCACCAGACAGUCUCUGAUCCCUUUCUCUACUUCUAGCGGCGGUGGUGGUCGAGGCCGUGGUCGCGGUUUUGGUGGCCCACAGUUUGAUUUCACUGCUCCGGGUAAGCCAGGACCCGAGGUAUCCGAAUCCGAGUCCGUGUCAGUGUCCAAACACGACACUUCACUUCCCGGACACGGACACGGUCGUGGUAGACCCCUCCCUUCUUCCCCAACUCUCCCCGGCUUCAAUUCCUUCGUUUCCUCCAUCAAACCACCACCCGCCGCCGCCGGUCGCGGCCGUGUCGCUGACUCUCCACCGCCUCCAGAUUCGGGUCCUAAGCAACCCAUCUUCUUCAAGAGACAAGAUGGUGUCGGACACGGGAAUGAACAAGGACACGUGUCGGACACGGCCGAGAGUGUCCAUGAACGGAAUGUCAAUUUCAAUCUCCCUCAGAGCAUUGUCUCUGUAUUGACUGGCAGCGGUCGCGGAAAACCCAUGAAGCAGCCGGUCCAGGAGGAGCCCCCUAUCGUCCAGGAGAACCGGCAUGCCGGGGCCAAACCUCAACCCCAACCCCAAGCUCAGUCCCAGCCCAGGAUGACCAGAGAAGAAGCUGUGCAAAAUGCAGUGAAGAUUCUAUCCCGUCGUGGCGCUGGUGGCGGUGAGGAUGAUGGUGAGGAGAGCAGUGGAGGCAGAGGAAGAGGGAGAGGCAGAGGUAGAGGUAGAGGGAGAGGAUGGGCUAGAGGGAGGGGAGGAAGAGGAUUUGAUAGGCGGCGGGAUAGAGAUUCGGAAGAUGGGUUUGGUGCAGGAUUGUAUUUGGGAGACAAUGCUGAUGGAGAGAAGCUUGCUAAAAGGCUUGGACUUGAGACAAUGAACCAGUUAAAUGAAGCUUUUGAGGAAAUGAGUUCUAGAGUGCUGCCCUCGCCGUUGGAGGAUGCAAUUUUGGAUAGCAUGGAUGUCAAUUAUGCGAUUGAAUGUGAACCUGAGUAUUUGAUGGGGGAGUUUGAUCGGAAUCCGGAUAUUGAUGAGAAACCGCCAAUGCCACUUCGUGAUGCACUUGAGAAGAUGAAGCCGUUUUUGAUGGUAUAUGAGGGGAUUGAGAGUCAAGAGGAGUGGGAGGAAAUCAUGAAAGAGACAAUGGAGAGAGUUCCUUUGAUGAAAGAGAUUGUCGAUUACUACAGUGGACCAGAUAGGGUAACUGCAAAGCAACAACAAGAAGAAUUAGAAAGGGUUGCAAAAACAGUUCCUGUCAGUGCACCUAAGUCUGUAAAGCAGUUUGCUGACCGUGCGGUUCUAUCUCUUCAGAGCAACCCUGGCUGGGGAUUUGACAAGAAAUGCCAGUUCAUGGACAAAUUAGUGAGGGAGGUUUCCCAGCAAUACACAUAAGCUCUGAAAACACAUUUUGCCAUUUUUAUACCCUGUUUCAAGCUGCUCGAUGGUUAAGAUCAUUCUUAGAAGUGAAUUGGUAGGUGAGGUCAACCAUCCUCGUCAUGCUUUGACAAACAGUUUUUAUUAUGGUAAUAAUUUUAAUACCUUGUUUUAAGGAUUUUGCUCUGUAGCUUUUCUACUGUCUUUAGCAAUUGUUGCUCAAGUUAAUUUCGGGGAUUACAUUAUUCUUGUAAUAAUUUUGCUAUGUAUGCAUUACGGCGUCUGAUCCGCCAACCAUAUUGAAGCAGCGUGUUCACAUUAAGUUUUAACUCAAGAAGCUUUUGCAAGUUUAUGUUUUA